Messenger RNA from Aspergillus nidulans FGSC A4, 1700 nucleotides. Its product is annotated as flavin-containing monooxygenase. The record is from RefSeq and is a predicted model, not a curated record. Bases 72 to 1700 code for a protein of 542 amino acids. NCBI's taxonomy places the organism in Eukaryota, Fungi, Ascomycota, Eurotiomycetes, Eurotiales, Aspergillaceae. The transcript is spliced from 4 exons. Gene Ontology annotation, molecular function: NADP binding; flavin adenine dinucleotide binding.
CAGAAUACAGUCUACCAUAUAGUCUAAGAGUCUAUCAUAUACAGUCUUGUAUCUCUCUCAAGUCAGCCACGAUGGGCAGCAUUCAAGACCCGGAACCUGUGUCAAUAUCCCCAUCCCUAUCGACCCCCAAGAAAUUCUCCACCUCCCUCACGGACUACUCGACGACCCAUUCCACCAAGACUGGUCCAUACGCGGAGGAUCUCGACAUUGAUGCCUUGAUUGUCGGGGCUGGUUUCGCCGGAAUCUUUAUGCUCAAAACUCUGCGAGACCGGGGCCUCCGCACUAUUAUAUUCGAAGCUGGUAACGAUAUUGGCGGCACUUGGCGCUGGAACUGCUACCCGGGCGCCGCGGUUGACUCGGAAGUUCCUGAGUACGAGUUCUCCUGGCCGGAGGUCUACGAGACGUGGAACUGGAAGAGCAAUUACCCGACCUACCAAGAGCUCCGGGAGUACUUUGACCAUGUCGAUAGGGUGAUCGGCGUCAAGAAGGACUGCGCGUUCAACAGCGUCGUUGUGGGGGCCGAGUUUGAUACGGGAUCUGGCAAGUGGAGUGUGCGUACCGCGGACGGGAGGGUCAACAGUGAGAUUGACGUGCGCGACAAAAGAUGCGCUGUCAUCGGGACCGGCGCAUCAGGCGUGCAGAUCACUCAGGCAUGGGGUCCAGUCGCCGCCUCUCUAAAGAUCUUCCAGCGUACGCCGAACCUUGCCAUCCCCAUGCGCCGCCGGCCGCUGAGCACCGAAGAGCAAGGACGGAGCAAGAAAUUCUACCCGGAGCUCUUCCGGUACCGCGAGACCAGUUUUGCGGGCUUCCUCUACGACUGGGCGGAGAAGAAUACCUUUGAUGACACCGCUGCUGAGCGCGAAGCCUUGUACGAAAAGGUAUGGAAUGAGGGUGGAUUCCGCUUUUGGGUCUCUAUCUACAAGGACAACCUGUUGAAUCGGGAGGCGAACAAGGAGUCGUAUAACUUCUGGUGCAAGAAGGUCAGGUCUCGCAUCGGGGACCCAGUCCUUAGGGAGAAGCUGGCCCCGAAGGAGAUGCCGCACUACUUCGGCGUCAAGAGGCCUUGUCUGGAGACAAGCUACUACGAGCAGUUCAAUCGUGAGUCUGUUGAUUUAGUCGAUAUCAAGGAGAAUCCGAUUAGCCACUUUUCAGAGACGGGGAUCGUCCUCCAAGAUGGGACAGAGCAUGAGGUAGAUGUCGUGGCGGUUGCUACUGGAUUCGACGUCGUCACCGGCGUCAUGACCCAACUCGGCCUCAAAAGUAUUGAAGGCGAAUCCCUUGAAAAAGAAUGGGUGCCAGGCGCGCAGACCUACCUCGGCCUCACCGUCAGCGGGUAUCCCAAUAUGUUCCACAUCUACGGUGCUCACGGCCCAACACUGCUCAGUAACGGGCCAACGACUGUCGCUGUGCAGGGCCGCUGGAUCGCGGACACGAUAGCCAAGAUUGAAGCGAAUGGUGUCAAGUAUAUCAAUCCAAAGAAGGAGGCCAGUGAAAAGUGGAAGAAGCAUAUUCUAGAACUCAAUGAGAUGACACUGUUCCCAACGACCACCUCCACUUAUAUGGGCGGGACCAUACCUGGGAAGGUGUACGAGCCUGUGUGCUAUGCCGGUGGGAUUCCGGCGUACGUGAGGGAGACCCGGGAGGCACUAGAUAACUGGGAGGAAGGGUUUGAUGUCGUCAGGGAGGCGGCAAAGUUGUAG